AUUGUGAACAGAAUUGUACAUUUUAUAAGUUAAACUACAAAAUUAAAGUGUUUCUUUUUUGCAUCGAAAAUUAUUAAUGUGUUUGUAUUUAUUUAGUGCAGUUCACUAGUACGGGAUAUAUUUUUAGUGUUUGCAAUGAUUAAAAUGCGCUGUUUGAUUAUCUUCAUAGCUAUCUCAUCGAUAGCACAGGCUCGUCCCGGAAUAAUAUUCAGUCAAUCCUUAGCUGCUCCAGGAAUUGUAUACGCCGACCAAGGACCAUCGGUUCAUCCUCAUCCAGCAGUCGAGCUAAACGCUGCCAGAGAAGCCCAGCUUCCACCAGAACUCCUCAAAUCCAGAGCCUUCUACGACAACCCAGCCGUUGCAGCCGGCUUGGCGAAAGAGUCAUGGUUUACGAAUAAAGAAAUGCAAGUUGUUGAGCGCGAGGCAGAAAAGAUCCCGCGGCAGAGAAUUUAUGAUAUGGUUAAAAGUGCUGGAUUUUUAGAUAGACAUUAGAAACAAACGUAUAAUCACUUUUAACUCCCAAAAUUUGUCGGUCCUUUAUUUGCCAACAUCACAAUAUGUUCUAUUGUAUAUAUUCUAUAUGUUAGUAGCGUAACUUUCUCCUUAAAAUUUAUACCUACGUCUCGGCGGCUAGCGCUAGGGUUGUCCUAAAGAUUGAUACGGUGUGGCAACAGAACACUUUUACUCUAACGAGAAGAACACCAACUCCAUACUAAAUAAAUGCAAACACGAUACUAGCGCCCGUUUGUGCCACCAGAACUAAUCAGCAAAAAAGGCGGGAGAUUUUGAAUAUUGCUAGGGAAGUUUAGGUAUUGUAUCUAUAAGCAUAUCAAUUCUAUGGCCCCCUAAAUGGUGGUUAUUGAAUGGACAUAGUAAAACAACGUUUUAUACAACAUAAAUAGUCUAUAUUCUAUGUCUAUGGAUGUGGCACUCAAUAGUUUUGUCUCCCCAAGAUUGCUUAGCAGCUGCGUUAAUCGUGUGUGUGUGUGUGUGUGUGUGUGUGUGUGUGUGUGUGUGCGUGAGUCGAUUCGGACGCUCUAGUAUGAAUUUAAAGUACUGUUCCAUUACUGUUUUGUGCCACCGCCGUCUUGACUUGCUUUUCUGACAUGUUCUACUUGCUUCAACCCUUUUGUACAUGUCUGCAUAAUCUGAUCGUGCUAAGGCUGUGGCGAUUUCUGUAGCCGAAGUGUAACCAACCGGAAUAUUACUCACACUCUGAUAUCCAACCUACGGUCUGUCAACGGGAUGUAUCUCAUAAAAAGAAAUAGUUAGAGAGUAAAUUUUUUCUAUGACAGUAAGGGAUGAGACGAGUAGGACGAAUUGAUACGCCCUGCCUAUUACAAUGCACGGCCGAUCAGGAUUCUUGAAAAAAAAAUUCUUAGCUGUUUGUCCAGUUAUUUCACUAGGUAUGGCACCCUUCAGUCCGAAACACAAUAAUGCUUACACAGUACUGCUUCACGGCAGAAAAGGGCGCCGGUGUGGUACCCAUAAUAUAGCCGGCAUCCUGUGCAAAAUAGGUCCCACUGUUAAAUGCCUCUUACGACACUCUUGGGCCUGGGAACCUAUUCAUUUUAAGCCCCGGGGAAGCACAGGGCGAUAAUAUAAUAAUAUAGUUCUUAUAUGUUUUUAAUAUAAAUAAUAUAUAUUUUAAAACAUAUAUUUGUAAAAUAAGUAUUAUAUUUUUGUUUUUUUUUAUUAGGUAGUAUAAUAUCAGGUUUAUUUUUAAUUUAUAAUAGAUGUGAAUAGAAGUGUUAGUUGAACAUUUUUUUUAAUUACGUACGAAAAUUAAAAAUAGACAUAAUUUCAUCUUCCCACUGGUAUAAUUAAGAUAUCCGUAUAAGUUUUGUAAAUAGUUGGUUUUGUUUUUGUUACUUUUAUAUAUUAUAUAAAAUUUAUUUAACUAUGUGUUAAAAUUAGUGAUAAUAUUUUCAUCUGUGAUCACGAGCAAUAAGUACAUAUAUGUAAGUUAUUGAUUCGUAUUUUUUUUAAUUUAAUAAAUGAGUUUGUGUUGGUUUGUGUACACGAGAGUUUUACAAAUCGGAUAAUA
This is a messenger RNA of Leptidea sinapis, 2047 nucleotides long. RefSeq lists its product as uncharacterized. Lineage: Eukaryota; Metazoa; Arthropoda; Insecta; Lepidoptera; Pieridae. The transcript has 2 exons. The coding region runs from base 136 to 492 and encodes 118 amino acids. The record is from RefSeq and is a predicted model, not a curated record.